AUAUGACAACUUCCGCCCUCAGGUCACAUGACGCUAGCCUCGCUCCCGGAAGUCUCGCGGUGACAGGUUGGAUCAUCGCUAGAAAAGAAAGGAUUUGCAAAUGGAGGGGGUAGAAAUGGUCACAGUUUGAACGACAAAAGGUACAUAUAGCCAUGUCUGAAUCUCUGUAUGAGAAGUUUUUGGCCCCAGAGGAGCCGUUCCCUCUCCUUUCCCAAAGAGCCAACCUCAGUGAUGUGGGAACCCUGGACGUCAGUGACUUUGGCUGUCAGCUCUCAUCUUGUCACAGAACAGAUCCUCUACACCGCUUCCACAGUAACAGAUGGAACCUUACAUCCUGUGGGACCAGUGUUGCUAGCUCAGAGUGCAGUGAGGAGCUCUUCUCCUCUGUGUCUGUGGGGGAUCAGGAUGACUGUUACUCCCUUCUGGACGAUCAAGAACUAACAUCGCUGGACUUGUUUCCAGAGGGCAGUGUUUGCAGCGACGUCUCCUCCUCUAUCAGCACCUACUGGGAUUGGUCUGACAGCGAGUUUGAGUGGCAGUUGCCAGGAAGUGACAUUGCCAGUGGCAGUGAUGUCCUCUCUGACAUCAUCCCGAGCGUGCCGAGUUCACCUUGUUUGUUUUCCAAGAGGAAGCCCAAGCCCCACCCCCAUCGUAACCUGGAUGAACUACCUUGGAGUGCUAUGACCAAUGAUGAACAAGUGGAGUACAUUGAGUACCUGAGUCGAAAGGUCAGCACAGAGAUGGGCCUGAGAGAGCAGCUGGAUAUCAUCAAGAUCAUCGACCCGUGUGCUCAAAUCUCUCCCACCGACAGCGAGUUCAUCAUUGAGCUCAACUGUCUCACCGAUGAGAAACUCAAACAGGUGCGUAACUACAUCAGAGAGCACAGCCCUAGGCUGCGGGCCAGUAGCACCAGAGAGGGCUGGAAGAGGAGCAGUCACAGCAGUGCCAGCACUGGCGGAGUCAGUGGAGCCAGCAGCAGUAACGCCAGCAUGGUCAGCUCGGCGAGCUCCUCCACAGGUUCCACAGCCUCCAACUCUGUAGCAGGUGGUACAGCCUCAGCCUGUAGUGGAAGCAGUGUUGCCAACAUCAGCAGAGCUCAUAGCGAUGGCAACCUCUCCAGUGCUGCAGAACGUAUACGAGACUCUAAAAAACGUUCAAAGCAGCGUAAGCUUCAGCAGAAAGCCCUCCGAAAGCGGCAGCUGAAAGAGCAGCGACAGGCCCGCAAGGAGCGUCUCAGUGGACUGUUUCUGAAUGAAGAGGUGCUGUCGUUACGGGUGACGGAGGAGGACGACCAUGGUAGUUGAGUUCGGUCUUCGUCUCGGACAUCUUUUAAACUCUGACUUGAUUAGGUUCUGUUUGGGGUUUUUUUUUCUACAAGCACUCCUGCUGUUUUUCUGCCAGAGACAGAUUCUCCAUCAUUUACUUCAAUGUGCAUUUUUAAAUGAUCUGACCACCAUCAAGUUUCAAGCAUUUGAGCACUGGUUAAGUCUUACAUGAAGUUUUUACGGAUAACAGUGUCUCUCCAUGUCCUGUAUGGCUGGUUUGGUUUUGGUUCUCAACGUGAGCUGGUUUCUUGAGCAAGUGCAUCCAACAUUUAGCCAUUAACUCAGCUUUUAGAGGUUUUCAUUUUGCUUUGUUAAAAUAUUUAAAAUCUACAACAAAGUGUGGAGGAAGCACUAACACCUCAGAAACAGCCUGAGGUGGAGUUUUUGUGGCGUUGGAGCUAUCAUGACAUUUUCAUAUUUGCUAAAAGUAGCAACCUGAGAUAUGUUUGUUUCUUUGUGUGUUUGCGUGUGUUUUUUUUUUUUUUUUUUACUGUCUACCUUGUAGGAAACACUUUUCCUGCACUUUCUCAGUUGUAACACGAUACUGGCCAAACAGCCCAUUGUCCGUGUAAUACUUUGUAGUGUGUACUGAGCUUUGGCUUUUGUCUCUGUCUCGUGUAUAAAGUUAUUAAUUAAGGCAAUUAUGUUAAAAACAGCCCUAUGUAUUCUGUUGUAAUGAAGCAGGAGAACUCUAUUUUGAAAAAUAAGAUAAUUUUGAAAGAAAAAAAAAUUCAAACCACAGUGUGAUGCAACAAAGUUAUUUGUGUAUAUAAGGUACCGUGUAAUAGCUAAAAAUGAAUGGUGCUGAACUAAUUAAACAUGGUUUAAAAAAGGUUUUGUUGGGAAAAAUUUCCUCAGUGUCAUUGUUAGAAUUAUUUUAUACUACUUCACACCAGACACUCGUUAAAGUGAGAACAUUUUUACCAUCAGAUACAACAACAGUGUUUGUACAUGUAUUUGUUCCUUAUACACCACUAUUGAACGAUGUUGCCUGCGAGAGAAACCAUGUCAGUGCCGCAGGGGAGUUCCCUCAAUGGUUCAGAUACAUUGUUAACUUGACAAAUAAACUUACAUUGUUGCAUCUUACUGUUUUUGUCUAUGAUGGCAUUUUCUUCAAGUGUGGCUGUUAUUUUGUCCACUGACCACAAGAUGA
Messenger RNA from Xiphias gladius (swordfish), 2478 nucleotides. RefSeq names its product family with sequence similarity 199, X-linked (gene fam199x). Bases 153 to 1304 code for a protein of 383 amino acids. Lineage: Eukaryota; Metazoa; Chordata; Actinopteri; Istiophoriformes; Xiphiidae. The record is from RefSeq and is a predicted model, not a curated record. The transcript is spliced from 9 exons.